AGGACGUGCGCUUGGUGAUGGGAAAACUCUUAGAAAGUCGCAAGAUUCAACGGGCGACACACAACAUGUACGCAUACCGCAUCUACAACGAAAGCAAAGGUGUGUGGCUAGCGGAUUGUGAUGACGAUGGUGAACAGCACGCUGGCAGUCGGCUCGCCCAUCUUCUUGACAUGCAGGGCGUCAAGGAUGUACUUGUGGUUGUUAGUCGAUGGUUCGGCGGGAUAUUGUUGGGCCCGGAUCGUUUCAAACACAUCAAUAAUGUGGCUAGAGUCGCAUUAGUGGACCAGGGAUACGUGAGAGACAAGGAGAAGUAGAAUCGACACUCUUUGAAUAGGAAAUUUGCGGGCUUCUCGUCCAACAAUGUGAAAUGACACAGUCUGACUGUGAGCAGAUCGCUCGUGAUAUAAGUACUCCGGCCUGCUAUACUUGGCUCAUACAAACGCCCAGCGUUCUGAGAAAUCGCAAGCUUCUAAUGAAAACCUUAUUCAACUAGAAUGAUGGCUUGUGUCGUUAAAAAUCGCUGCGAUAGGUAAUGCUUCACAGUGAGAGACCUUUACCAACAUUUACAACGGACCAAGCCGGCCCGAUCUGGUCAGAGACUUGCUCUUCUUGUACUACAAUGAUGUCUAAGAUCGUUUGUCAUGGCCAACACCGUUAUUGUCGAGCAUGGAGACCAUAGCUUAAACUGACUCGUGUAUUAUAAAUUUAAUCGGGUAGCUAGUGGUACAGGGCAUCCCAGUGGUGUUCAAUAGACCUUAUACGGGCUCUCAUAGUAGCGUUGUGCGUUGGCAUGUAGCUGAUUGGAUAUGAGAAAACAAGGUCCGAAAUUCAAUUUAAAAUGUCGGUCAAUACUCUUUGCAAUCGUUUCACUCUAGCAAGACGAACCGGUUCUGCACCUACAUAGUGAUCGCGAUGGUCUAAUGUAAUCAAUAAAUCUUAAUCGAGA
Sphaeroforma arctica JP610 is the source of this 946-nucleotide messenger RNA. RefSeq lists its product as hypothetical. The record is from RefSeq and is a predicted model, not a curated record. Gene Ontology annotation, biological process: regulation of translational initiation. The transcript has 3 exons. The coding region runs from base 18 to 314 and encodes 98 amino acids. NCBI's taxonomy places the organism in Eukaryota, Ichthyosporea, Ichthyophonida. Gene Ontology annotation, cellular component: cytoplasm.